This is a messenger RNA of Manis javanica (Malayan pangolin), 2768 nucleotides long. It is a transcript of the gene HOXD3, whose product is annotated as homeobox D3. Gene Ontology annotation, biological process: anterior/posterior pattern specification; embryonic skeletal system morphogenesis; regulation of transcription by RNA polymerase II. Lineage: Eukaryota; Metazoa; Chordata; Mammalia; Pholidota; Manidae. Gene Ontology annotation, cellular component: nucleus. Gene Ontology annotation, molecular function: DNA-binding transcription factor activity, RNA polymerase II-specific; RNA polymerase II cis-regulatory region sequence-specific DNA binding. The record is from RefSeq and is a predicted model, not a curated record.
CAGGAACGAGGAGGGAGCGAGUCCGCAGCCGAGCCUGCUGGAGUACAGUACAGUAAAUCGGGACCCUCGGUAGACUGCGCUUUCCACCGCCGCGCGCCAUGUUGGGGAGCCCUUCCUGCCCCCCGCGCCGGGCUGGGCGGCCGGGGCUCGCCGGCAGCCGGGGGAGGGUCUUUCAUAACCCAGAGAAUUUUCAAAGUGCGAGGAAGAUGAUAAGAAUAGAUUUCUACAAGUCCCGACCACGUGAUUGGCGAAAUAAUUAAUUCAGCACGUCCCUUAAGAAACACGGAGUCGUCAUUAAUCUGCCACGCAAAGGGCUCUCUCCGACUUGGAAAGUGCAGGGAUCCCAAGAAUACCACCCGCCCAGGGGGGCCGCGCGGCGCCCCCAACCCUCCACCCUCGGCCGGCUGCGGGCGCGGGAGCGCUGCCGGCAGUAGAUUUCACAGUGCUGACCCAGAGCUGACUGGGCCGAUUCUCACCCUGUCACCGGAAAGUGGACUAUCUGGGUCACCACAAGAGAUGCUGUGAUUUUGAAACCAGGUCACCUGGAGCCUGGGGCUGCCCCAGCUCUCUCAGGAUUUGGCAGACAUUGGAGGUGGCAGUGAAGGAGAGAGUGGUGGUCAAUGUUAUUUGAGCAGGGUCAGCAGGUCCUGGAGUUUCCUGAGUGCACCAUGCAGAAGGCUGCUUACUAUGAAAACCCAGGACUCUUUGGAGGCUACAGCUACAGCAAAGCCACUGACACUUAUGGCUACAGUGCCCCCCAUCAGCCUUAUCCACCCCCUGCUGCUGCCAACUCCCUGGACACUGAUUACCCAGGCUCUGCCUGCUCCAUCCAGAGCUCUGCAUCACUACGAGCACCAGCCCACAAAGGGGCUGAACUCAAUGGCAGCUGCAUGAGGCCGGGUGCUCAUGGGAACAGCCAGGGUGGGGGUAGUGGCAGCCAGCCUCCUAGUCUGAACUCAGAGCAGCAGCCGUCACAACCCCCUCCUCCACCACCAACCCUGCCCCCAUCCUCACCUACUAAUCCUGGAGGUGGGGUGCCUGCUAAGAAGGCCAAGGGUGGGCCCAAUGCUUCUGGUUCCUCUGCCACCAUCAGCAAGCAGAUCUUUCCCUGGAUGAAAGAGUCCCGACAGAACUCCAAGCAGAAGAACAGCUGUGCCACUGCAGGAGAGAGCUGCGAGGACAAGAGCCCGCCGGGCCCAGCAUCCAAGCGGGUGCGCACAGCGUACACCAGCGCACAACUGGUGGAAUUAGAGAAGGAAUUCCACUUCAACCGCUACUUGUGCCGGCCGCGCCGCGUGGAGAUGGCCAACCUGCUGAACCUCACCGAACGCCAGAUCAAGAUUUGGUUCCAGAAUCGGCGCAUGAAGUACAAGAAGGACCAGAAGGCCAAGGGCAUCCUGCAUUCGCCAGCGGGCCAGUCUCCGGAGCGCAGCCCGCCGCUCGGCGGCGCAGCCGGCCACGUGGCCUACACAGGCCAGCUGCCUCCUGUGCCGGGCCUGGCCUAUGACGCUCCCUCGCCGCCCUCCUUUGCCAAAUCUCAGCCCAACAUGUACGGCCUGGCAGCCUACACGGCGCCACUCAGCAGCUGCCUGCCACAACAGAAGCGCUACGCGGCGCCCGAGUUCGAGCCCCACCCUAUGGCGAGCAACGGCGGCAGCGGCUUCACCAGCGCCAACCUGCAGGGCAGCCCGGUGUACGUGGGCGGCAAUUUCGUCGACUCCAUGGCGCCCGCGUCUGGGCCCGUCUUCAACCUGGGCCACCUCUCGCACCCGUCUUCGGCCAGCGUGGACUACAGCUGCGCUGCGCAGAUUCCUGGCAACCACCAUCAUGGACCGUGUGACCCCCAUCCCACCUACACAGAUCUCUCCGCUCACCAUUCGUCUCAGGGACGCCUGCCCGAGGGCCCCAAACUGACGCAUCUGUAGCGGCCGCCACCGGCCCGACCUCGCGGCGCAAUUACCUCUUGCUUUGGUGGCGGGGGUGGCGGGCGGAGCCCUCGGGACGCCUCGGUGACCCUAUCUAUCCCUUUCUCUGGCCGGGUCGCUGCCUCCCGGAUGUCGGGCCACAGGCGACCGGGCCUUCCCUCCAGGCGCACCCACCUUUGGGCGACUCGCCAUAAAUUGGCUCCGAGGGUUCUCUUCUGUAAGCCUGAUAUGCCACCAUAUACUGCGGACCGAGGGGCCCUAAUCUGGUAAUGAUGCCCUGAAGGUAAGUCUGAGAUCUGUUGGCGGUGCGCCCCUGCGGAAGGACCAGGGGCCAAAGAUCCCUGAGCCUGGCCCACGUCUAGCUUAGUUGCGGAGACCUUAAUUUAUAUUCUCCUUCCAGUCCCUUAAGGAAUGCAUCGGACUCAACGACCUAUAUUUAUUAUUUGAAGCGAGUCAUUUCGUUUCCCUGAUUAUUUAUCCUCUUCUUAAUGUAUUUAUGUGUAUGUAUAUUUGUAGAAUUAUCCAGCCGAGCUUAGGAACGCGGUCCCAGUCCGCGGGAGCCACAUUUCACCUCGUUAGUCCCCUUGGUCUGAACUAGUUGAGAGUAGUUUUGAACAAUUGUAAACGUGGCUGGUGUUUGUAGUUGAUGUAAAGGAUUAAGACCGCAAAUUGUCCUUCAUGGGUAGAGUCAGGCAGCCUCGUGGCGCGGCACAACUCCAAUUACUCAUUUCUCAACAGCCGCAGCCAUCGCCACUCAACACAGUUUAUUGAUUUCAAAUUGUCUGGUACUAUUUGAAUAAAUAUUUAGAAUAAAAAAAUUUCUCAGUCUUAAGUGUAUCUGUG